AUGAUGGUGGAUAAUGAAGGAGAGUUGGGACACUAUGAAGAGGAUCAUGAUGAUGAAUUGAAUGCACCAAUCAUGAUAAAUACAAUAUCAUCUUCAUCAUCAUCGACGAAUAUGUUAUUCUCAUCAUCAUUAAAUUAUUUAUUGAAGGAUGAAGAGGAAGAUGAAGGCAGAGCUGCUGAAUAUUAUGAAGAAGAGGAAGCAGGUAUUGUUAAUGGGAAAGAUCUGGUGGAUCAUGAUGAGAAGGAAGGAGGAGAACAUUUGCCAACUAUAACUGAUAUAAUACAUCAUGAAGAGGAUGAGGAAAAAGGAGAGGAAUUGAAAAAGAAUGUAGUGAUGAAAUAUUGGGAUUCAUUUACUCAGUCACAGUUUUAUGUACACAUGUUAAUGUUUUCGACUUUAUUGACUUUUGGAGGAUUUUGUGUGUUGGCACCAAAUCCAAUCAGAACCAUGAGACCAACAAUUUUUGCAUUUGUUAGAAGUUUUUUGAUGGUUAUUUGUUAUUUUGUCUUGUCAUUAAUUGUAGAUCGAAAUUAUUCAUUUAGAUCAGAGAGAUUCUUAUCGAGAAUUAAAAAUCCAAUACUGAGAUACCUUUACAAAAAGACACCAAGUUUUAAGGAUUUUAAGAGAAUGGUAGUGUGUGGAUCCAUGUACAUGUUGAAUAUGGUACUUUUUGUGAUUGGUAUGAAAAUGAUUAAUGCAACCAUUGCUGCUAUUGUUCAACCAUUGGUUGCUGUUGAGGUUUGCCUUAUUUCAAUAUUUUUGGGAAGGGAAGCUAGUUCAAUUGUUAAAAUUUUGGGAGUUGUUAUUUCUGCUAUGGGAGCUAUGGCCAUGCUGAUUAUUCCUUCACUUACGAAGGAGAAGGCGGCUAUAACUGAGGAAACCCAAGCAUCAGAAUCAUCGGCAUUGGAAGCAUUUUCUUUUACCAUUGGUAUGAUAAUCCUUAUUCUCAAUACUGUGGCCUAUGCUUUCUAUUUGAUUUUAUUGAAGAAAUUGUUGAAUAAGAAAAUUCCUGGAAUUACUUUGAAUUUUUGGACUUUUUUGGGAGGAUUGUUUAUUCCAUUUUUAGCUGCACUCUAUAAUAUAAGAGAUUUUGAAAUUAGGAGAUUGGAUGAUAUGUCAUAUAUUGGAAUGGCCUAUGCUGUUCUUAUUCAUGGAACUUUUAGCUUUAUAUUGAGUUCAAAAGCAUCAAGUUUAACAAGCCCAACUGUGAUUGGAAUUUAUUCAACCAUUUCUCCAACAGUUACAACAGCAAUGACUGUAUUGAUUUCUGGAGAGGAGGUUUCAUUGUGGAUCAUACCAGGUGCUUUGGGAAUAUUCCUAGGUGUCAUAAUGGUAAUUCUGGCCAAGUGGAGAGAAGGUAAGGCAGCUGCAAAAGAACUAGCAGCAACUAUUGAUAAGAAUGAAACCACCACGAGUACUGAACUGGAGGAUGUUAAUAGUAUUGAACUGUCGCCUGCCGAUAAGGAAAAUCAAGAGGACAAAUAA
This is a messenger RNA of Naegleria gruberi, 1485 nucleotides long. RefSeq lists its product as uncharacterized. The transcript is spliced from 4 exons. The record is from RefSeq and is a predicted model, not a curated record. NCBI's taxonomy places the organism in Eukaryota, Heterolobosea, Eutetramitea, Acrasida, Naegleriidae. Gene Ontology annotation, cellular component: membrane. Gene Ontology annotation, molecular function: transmembrane transporter activity. Bases 1 to 1485 code for a protein of 494 amino acids.